Molecule: messenger RNA, 1124 nt
Organism: Papilio xuthus (Asian swallowtail)
Lineage: Eukaryota; Metazoa; Arthropoda; Insecta; Lepidoptera; Papilionidae
Exons: 3
Coding region: 472-1029 (185 amino acids)
Cellular component (GO): nucleus
Molecular function (GO): zinc ion binding
Source: RefSeq, a predicted model, not a curated record
AAUAUAAAUUAAGACAGUCAUAAUUUGGUCGAAACUACUGUUUUGGGCAACUUUUCUAUUCCAUACACACCACUUCCUUGUUCCGGGUAAUUUCUGAAACGGGUGGGUUGAUUUCGACGGGACAUUUAUUUAAAUGUAGUCGAUUUGUACGGAAAUAUUAUACUAGGCCUUUUUAAUUUUGCUUUGACAAAGUGGCAGGCGAAGGCAGUUUUAUAUAUGUUACCACAAAAAGUACUGCAUGGAUGGUGAGUUUUGUAAUUGAUCCACAAAUAAUUCCAAGGACCAAUUUAUACGUUACAAGCAAAGAGCACAUAAUAGCUAGUAUAAUCUAUGUAUAACUAAUUCUUGCCAUUUAUGUUAUCUGUGUUUUUAAACGUCAAACAAAUAUCAAAUCGUUUUGUUUACUUUUACAUCUUAAUGUUUGUUUCAUUUAAAUUUAUUAAAAUAAAUCAAACUAAUUUGUUUAGUUGAAUGGAAAUGGAAAACCCAGAUAGUUUACUACGUACGUUUAAAUACUUACACGUUUGUCGUAUAUGUCUAGGAAAAGGACAAAACACGCUAAACCUAUUUUCUAAAACCGAAGACGCGAUAGGGAUACUAAAUAAAAUAUUGGAAUGUUUCCAAAUAAAGCUUGAGUUUAAAAAACAUUUACCCUCAUUCAUUUGCAAGAAAUGUAUGGAAGAUGUGACUAUCGCCUGGAAGUUCCGUGAAAAAUGCAUUAACUUUGAAAAACAGUUUGCUGUGUACAAUAGGAAGGUUUUAGAAACUAAUGUGACUUUAUUACACAGUAAUGAUGAACUGGAAGAAAUUGAAGUGAAAGAGGAAAUCGGACUAGACGAAGAAAAUGUAGAUUCAACAAAUCACAACAAAAUUUCAGGAACAAGCUUGAAGAGAACUGCGGAAAAUAGCUUGAAAUGUACAUACUGUAACAAAACCCUUAAAAGUAAGGCAUCAUUACAAAAGCACAAAGUUUCUAUGCAUCAAAAGAGAAAAUAUUUGGCUGUGAAGACUGUGGCAGCACAUUUGUAACAUGUUCAGAAUUAACAAACCAUAAGAAAAAGCAUAAUAUUGAAAAGAAUGUGGAAUGUCAUCUUUGUGGUUACAAAACACAUGCAAAGAAAAAC